Messenger RNA from Rhipicephalus sanguineus (brown dog tick), 1550 nucleotides. RefSeq names its product venom metalloproteinase antarease-like TtrivMP_A. Gene Ontology annotation, biological process: proteolysis. Bases 33 to 1475 code for a protein of 480 amino acids. NCBI's taxonomy places the organism in Eukaryota, Metazoa, Arthropoda, Arachnida, Ixodida, Ixodidae. Gene Ontology annotation, molecular function: metalloendopeptidase activity. The record is from RefSeq and is a predicted model, not a curated record. The transcript is spliced from 14 exons.
AGUCGCACCUGCGCCUAAGCAACUCUCCUUCCAUGGUCCAAAUGUGCCUGGCAUACAACACUGAGAAAAUUAUGCUUAUGUUAUUUGCCACGUUGCUCCUUUUGAUGUGUCGCUACGCAGAUGCCAAUGGAGCGCACAUAUAUCCUCGAAUAUUGCAAGAGCGCUCGACAUCAGGAAAGCUGGCUCUAAUGCUCAACAAAAUGAUAACGCUAAAUCUAGAAAAGAGUACAGUCCUGGUUGACAACCUGCUUUUCGUUACAAGCACCAAAGACCAACAAAAGGUGGAAAUGGUAGACACGUCUGAUAUCCAACAGAGUAUAUACCAUGACACACAUUAUCAGUCAUCCGUGAUGGUGCGACAGGAAGGCGGCAACGUGGAAGUCGAAGGAAUUGUCAGUCACAAUUUGCGAAUUCGGCCUCUCCCGGAAGGUGAACGAUCACUGCAAGGUCAGGUACCACACAUGUUAUUUGAAGUACCAUUGACAGAAAAUUUUAGCGAAGUGGAACCAGAAUUUCCACGCCUGCGGGAACGAAGCAACCGCAACAACAGCAGUGGCAACUUGAUCAAGUAUCCGCAAUCACGAGCUUCAGGAUUGCAAAGGUUUCCCGUGGAGGUUCAUAUCGUUUCCGACAAGGCGCACCAGAAAUAUUUCAAGGACAACCUGAAACUGAUCGCAUACUUGGCAAUCAUGAUGAACGCGGUGAACCUAAGAUAUUUGGACACGACCAACCCCAAAAUCGACUUCCUUCUUGUCGGCGUAACAAGGGCGAAAGACCACGACUUCGCUCAAACUGAGGGCCGUUAUAUUGAUGCGGGAGAAAUGAUAAGCGGACUAAAACUUUACAAAAGUCAAGGAAGGAUACUAGGCCACCACGACGUGGUGUAUCUUAUCACAGGGUACGACAUUACAAAAUGGCUCGCCAAAGGAAAAAGAUACAAUGGCAUUCGUGGACGCGCAAAACUGGGCACCGUCUGUACGCACCUGGGAUUAGGUGAAGGUGAAGAUAAACCACAUGGGUACCUCGGUGUGAACACCAUUGCUCAUGAGCUUGGCCACACGUUAGGGGCAGAGCAUGACAGGUCACCCGAGUGUCCCUGGAAAGAUGGAUAUCUGAUGAGUUACGAAGACGGAGGAUUAAAAAAAUUCCGGCUCUCGCAAUGCAGCGAAAGAAGCAUUAGAGAAUAUGUGAGGACACUGUCAGACGAUUGCAUUAGAGUUCUGAACGGGCAGAACUACUUGAGAGACCAAAGGAAAUAUCCUGGACAGACAAUACGGAAGAAAUAUUACUGCAGGAAAUUAAUGGGGAACACUAAGGAAACGAAAAACGUCUUCGUGAAAAAGGCUGAUAAUUGCUUUCUUCAAUGCUGCCUUGAGUACCCCCAUUAUACGUCGUGUGCACACUACAAAAUGCUCGAUGGUAUGAGCUGUGACCCUGGAAAGACUUGCAGGAGAGGAGUUUGUGCAAAGCACUAGUUACUCAACAAGAAAAUAAGUAGCAGUAUUCAAGAUAAUGUGACCCUUAGGAAAGAAAAUAAAGAUGUACUUUGA